Zingiber officinale is the source of this 1727-nucleotide messenger RNA. RefSeq lists its product as uncharacterized. Bases 256 to 1479 code for a protein of 407 amino acids. The record is from RefSeq and is a predicted model, not a curated record. The transcript is spliced from 14 exons. Lineage: Eukaryota; Viridiplantae; Streptophyta; Magnoliopsida; Zingiberales; Zingiberaceae.
ACCUCUUCUUCCUCCCAAUCCGUUGCAAUAUUCUAAAUCUCGUCGCUUCUCGAUUCAUCUCCUAUCCUCUGCGUGUCAUCGCCCUCUGCUAAGAUCCACUUUCACGAUCUUCUCCAUUCCAAAUCAAUCGAGAAAACCCUUGCGGAAACCUCGGUCCGGAGCUUCUUCUCUAUCUCUAAGGCCGUUGGAUUGGAAGUUUUUUUAGUACGAUUCUCGACAUUUGGAUAGCAACGCCAGGUUGGAUAUUUGCUUGCAAUGGCUCAUUCUAAAGCAUCUUCUCGACCCGCUUGUUCAAGUCAGCACUGCUCAGAUUGGGCUAGAAUUUAUUUGAAGUAUUGUCUUUGCAGUGCAAAAGAUGGUGUAGCUAUAUUUCUUGGAACUGUCAGUAUCAUCAGUUGGGGAGUUGCAGAGGUUCCUCAAAUCCUUACAAAUUUCCGUGAAAAAUCUACUAAAGGUCUUUCAGUCGCAUUCCUGAUGACAUGGGUUGUUGGGGAUCUGCUUAACCUCAUUGGCUGCAUUCUGGAACCUGCUACUUUGCCAACGCAGUUCUACGUGGCAUUGCUGUACACAGCUACCACAGUGAUUUUGACAGGACAGACUAUAUACUAUGGCCAUACUGAUCGGAGGCAUAAAUCCAACAAAAAUAUUAUAUCCAGUAAGACCCAAAAUUUUUGUCAGGAAAAUGAAAACCUUUUAGGCGAUGCAAAGAAAAGCAAUGUUGGUGGUUACAAAGGAAAUACUGCAAGUCUUUCUGAGGAGAGUAACACACAAAGUUCACCAAUUCCUGUUACUGGACCAUCAAGUCCUAGUGAUUCCAAUGGAAGAAACUUCUAUUUUGUGUCAGCUCGAUCUUUAUCAAAGAGCCCUGUGCCUAUUUUUGGCACUUGGUUGGCAUAUUCCCAUGAGGAUGGAAGAUCACAUCACCUCAAUGAUGGCCAUCAUGAUCAGCAGUUUGCAGCAACAGAACCUUUACUUUCAUCUCAGUCUGCUCCAACCAAAUUUAGUACUAAAAAUAUGCUUUCUUUGGUACCUUCAACUGGUCUUUUGAUUUGCAUUUGUGUUUACCAUCUUUGCUUCCAUGAUAAUACUGAACCACAUGGGAUGGUUGUACAAGUUGGCCGCAAGUUGUUACAGAAUGAACUUCAAGGUAAUGAAGCUAGUGGAGCAGGCACCUUGCUAGGUUGGAUGAUGGCAGCUAUUUACGUGGGGGGAAGGCUUCCUCAGAUUUGCUUAAAUAUUAGAAGGGGCAAUGUCCAGGGUCUCAAUCCGUUGAUGUUUAUAUUUGCAUUGGUUGGAAAUAUAACUUAUGUGGGAAGUAUCCUCGUGAAAAGUUUAGCUUGGUCUGCAAUCAAGCCUAAUCUUCCAUGGUUAGUUGAUGCUGGAGGAUGUGCCAUACUGGAUGCUUUCAUUGUCGUCCAGUUUGUCUACUUUAGAUAUCGACAACCCAAUAAAUCUGCCUCGGACAACAAUCAAGCUUAAUGGAGAAAUGACAUGCAUAAAUAUCAGCAAUAAAAUUCUUUUCAGAUGCUGAACUGGUAUCCUUGUGGAUUCUACGUAUUCUCAAUGAUAUGUGCUGCCUCUGACAGUCUCUGUUUGGAGUUCUGAUAAAUGUGUACAGAUGCUAAAUGUCUUUGGUUGUGGUUGAGCCAGAACCCGUAGACUCAGCCGGUUUUGGUCUCUUGUAGAAAUAAGUAAUUCCUAUAUUCCUUGCUUUUGGUUUCUCUUCA